UUUCAAGUGACCGCCCACUGGCAGCCAUUCCACGCAACGAGAGAGGUGCUUGCUAGAGCAGGAAACGAAUCGGCCCUUUCAAUUCACGUUUCGCCGGCUUAGGUUCCUCGUGUUUCAGAAGAGUUGGGGGUUAGGGGUUUGGGGCAGAAGCUGCGAUAUCCGGGCCUCUGCCGAGCUGUGUCAAAAUGUCUUACGACGAUGUGGAAAUCGAGGAUAUGGAGUGGAACGACGAGAUUCAAGCUUUCACAUACCCCUGCCCCUGUGGUGACCUCUUCCAGAUUACGAAGGCUGAACUGAAAAUUGGCGAAGACAUUGCCCGCUGCCCCAGCUGCUCCCUUUACAUCACCGUGGUUUACAAUCCGGAGGAUUUCCAAGAAGAUCAACCGCCCCAAACACAAAACCUGGGAUUAGCGAAAGGAGCUUCCGCAGUUAAAGUGGCAUGAUUUCAUGAGUUCCAUAGUUGGCAAGCUGCGGGGACAGUUUUGUCUGUGUUUGUUAGUUUCACCUGACGCGAAUUAAGCCUUAGGUUAAGGUGUACGAGGUGGCUUUUUUUUUAAAAGGAUGGGUGCUCGAUUCGCCCUACAACUAUGCAGCCAGCUCUGAGCUACUGCUGCACAACGAGCAGCCAGUAUGGGUUGAUUAGGGUUUGUGUUAUUCUAACAAUUGGUGCAUUGAGAUUGUCCUUAGAGUACCCAGUGAGUAUGGCUUUGUACGAAAGUUAAGGAGAAUGCUUGAAUCACCGAAGCGUUUUUCCUUCGUUUAUUUUUAGGGUUAGGAAAAGAUAUUUCAUGCCCUGCAUGAUUUAUCUGAUGAAAAUUAAGAGUGGGUUAUAGAGGUUAUUUGGGUCCUUCGGAAUCAGUCGGUGCUUUAGUGCUUUAAUGUUAUAGUUAGGAGGUCAAAGUGAUCUCGAAAUUUUUACAAUCUAUAAAAUUUUCCUGGUGGUGUUGACCAUCCUACUUGCAAAUA
Molecule: messenger RNA, 966 nt
Organism: Physcomitrium patens
Lineage: Eukaryota; Viridiplantae; Streptophyta; Bryopsida; Funariales; Funariaceae
Product: diphthamide biosynthesis protein 3
Biological process (GO): protein histidyl modification to diphthamide
Cellular component (GO): cytosol
Molecular function (GO): metal ion binding
Source: RefSeq, a predicted model, not a curated record